AUGAAUCAUUACAUGGGAAACACCUAUAAUGGUCCUAAACAUAACGUGUUUGCUCUUAUGACUAUCUUGGCUGUUGCAAAGGCUCUGUGGAUGGUAUUUACUGGUACUCUGUGUUUGAUGAUGCCUCUUGACCGUCUGGGGCUGAUGACAGCCAGAAGAACACCCUCAUCAUUCCUCAUCGCCCCCAAGCCCAUGGCCAGCACUCAGCCCCAGCAUAGCCUGCAGGAGAAGUGCAAACUAGUAACCUCAGAUACUUGGAAGUUGACCAAGGAACUGAUAUUGGAAUCGAAAAGAUUGAGCAUCCAGCAGCUGCAGCUCGUGCGGGGCCCCUACUGGAUCCUGCUGACGGCCCAGGAGCUCACCUUCAUCCACCGGCCCCCAGCAGAUGGGUGGAUGCGGGAGCUGCGGCAUGAGAACAUUGCCACCUUCCUGGGCUUCUUUGUGGCCGCUGGGGUCAGUGCUCUUUUGUUGGAGCACUGUGCCCGGGGCAGCCUGGAAGACCUGCUGCGGAAUGAGGCUCUGCGGCUGGACUGGACUUUGAAGGCCUCCCUGGUGCUGGAUAUGAUCCGUGGGAGAAGGUGUCUGCACCAUCGGCAUGCCCCUCAUGGCUGCCUCAAGUCCCGACACUGUGUGGUGGCUGGAUGCUUUGUGCUGAAGGUCACUGACCACGGUUAUGCAGAGCUCCUGGCCGCUCAGUGGGCUCCCCGCCCCCGGCCAGCCCCGGAAGAGCUGCUGUGGACAGCUCCAGAGCUGCUGCGGGGGCCCGGGGAACCCGGGUGGGGCACCCUCAAAGGAGACACCUUCAGCGUCGGCAUCAUCCCGCAGGAGGUGCUGACUUGGGGCCCGCACUAUGGUUCCCCAGGGCUCUCAGCGGAAGAAAUCAUCAGGAAGGUGGUGUCUCCCCCUCGCCUGUGCCGGCCACUGGUGUCUCCUGACCACGGGCCACCUGAGUGCAUCCAGCUGAUGGAGCAGUGCUGGGAGGAGGACAGACCCAACCUGGACCAGAUCUAUACCCAGUUCAAAAGCAUCAAGCAAGGCAAGAAGACCAGUGUUGCUGACUCUAUGCUGCGGAUGCUGGAGAAGUAUUCCCAGAACCUGGAGGACCUGAUCCAGGAGUGGACUGAGGAGCUGGGGUUGGAGAGACAGAAGAUGGAAAGGUUGCUCUCUCAGAUGCUCCUGCCGUCUAUGGCUGAAGCUCUGAAAAGGGGGGCGACUGUGGAGCCAGAGUACUUUGACCAGGUUACCAUAUACUUCAGUGACACUGUAGGCUUUACCACCAUCUCAGCCCUGAGUGAGCCCAUUGAGGUGGUGGGCUUGCUCAAUUACCUCUACACACUGUUUGAUGCUGUUCUGGGCAACCAUGAUGUGUAUAAGGUGGAGACCAUCGGGGAUGCCUAAAUGGUGGCAACAGGGCUGCCCCAGCGCAACAGGAGCCAGCAUGCAGCUGAGAUCACCAACAUGGCCUUGGACAUCCUCAGCUCUGUGGGCGACUUCCGGAUGAGGCAUGUGCCCGUGCCCAUUCGUGUCAGGGCUGGACUGCAUUCAGAGCCCUGCAUGGCAGGGGUUGUGGGUCUCACCAUGUCUCAGUACUGCCUCUCUGGGGACACAGUUAACACCGCAUCCCGGAUGGAGUCUACAGGGAUACCAUACAGAAUUCAUGUCUGCAUAAGCACCGCCCAGACACUGCUCAGCCUGGAUGAAGGCUACAGAAUUGAUAUCAGAGGCCAGACUGAGCUAAAGGGGAGGGGCUUCAAGGAGACCUACUGGCUGGUGGGGAAGGCGGGCUUCCCCAGACGCCUCCCCACACCUCUGGACAUCAAACCUCGGAACCAGCUUGUGUUCACAGAAAGGCCCCCAGACAGCCCUGGGUCCUUCAACUUUGCAGACGAUUUGCCGGGAGAGGACCGGGCUCGGGACCGGCUGUGUGCCGUGGGGCAGGUCCCUGACCUCCCUGGCCUUCCCGUGGGCCACAGCAGCGCCAGCUUACCCACCCCCAGGAGAACAUCUGCGGCCCCCUCACCCUGUUCAGUCCCUCUGGGUCCUCUACUCCAGCUGCCGUCCUCUGACCUCACAGCCGUCGGGCCUCCGCCCCACUUCUGCCUCCGUGGGCAGCCAGCCCUCUCAGAAGGCCCGUCUGCCGACGCUGACUGCACUUCCUCAUCUUCCUCUCCUGCCGGCCCUCGCAGCCUGACUUCCACCACCACUCACCCAGAAGGCUCUGUGAGGUCACCGGUGCCCUCUACCCAUGUCACCAGCUCCGUGGGCAGUUUUAGUUACCGGCCUCUUCCCAGAAAGGUUCUCCAAGGCCUCCUCGGCGCCCUGGCUGUGCUUCCCCACCUCCAACUCCUCCCCCCAGGGCUCCCCGGCAGCUCUUCUCCUCUCCCCAGCUCUUCCUUGCUGGGGCUGCACAGGGCUCCUCCCCCGGGCAUCCCUUCCUAUCCUGACGCCUCAGCCCCAGACCCCCUCAAUAGUUCUCUGGCAGCCGGGCCUCCACCAGAGUUCUCUCCUUGUGGGUGGCCUCGCCACCCUGUCAGAAAGCUGGACACGGUCCUGGAGUCAGCACGUCCUGGAGCUCUGCUCCCAUCACAGCCCGAAGCUGACGACUUCUCCAUCACGCCCGCUCUCCCGGUCACCGUGGGGCUCUCGCCAUUUCCCCUCACCCACCUCCGCCCGGCAGCCAGAGCACUCUUUCACUAA
Messenger RNA from Lagenorhynchus albirostris (white-beaked dolphin), 2697 nucleotides. RefSeq names its product guanylate cyclase 2D-like. Gene Ontology annotation, biological process: cGMP biosynthetic process; protein phosphorylation; receptor guanylyl cyclase signaling pathway. Gene Ontology annotation, molecular function: protein kinase activity; guanylate cyclase activity; ATP binding. The record is from RefSeq and is a predicted model, not a curated record. Lineage: Eukaryota; Metazoa; Chordata; Mammalia; Artiodactyla; Delphinidae.